Messenger RNA from Periophthalmus magnuspinnatus, 3821 nucleotides. Its product is annotated as ras-related GTP-binding protein C-like. The coding region runs from base 386 to 1501 and encodes 371 amino acids. The record is from RefSeq and is a predicted model, not a curated record. Gene Ontology annotation, molecular function: GTPase activity; GTP binding. Gene Ontology annotation, cellular component: lysosome; Gtr1-Gtr2 GTPase complex; nucleus. The transcript is spliced from 7 exons. Gene Ontology annotation, biological process: positive regulation of TOR signaling; cellular response to starvation; cellular response to amino acid stimulus. Lineage: Eukaryota; Metazoa; Chordata; Actinopteri; Gobiiformes; Gobiidae.
GGGGGCGGUCACAUGACACUGUUUGAACCCAACAGCCAAUCAGAAUCAAGACAUGAAAAGAGGGCGGAAGUAAAGAAGUUGUCCAUGAUUAUCCAUUUGUUUGCUUUUGGGGAUUUAAUCUGAUUUCAUCUGAUUUAUGGAUAUUUAAUGGGAGGUGACAAUUUGGGUCGCCUUUAUAAUGACGUUCAUAUGAAUACGUCGCAUUUAAAAGGAUACAUUUUAAGAAACAUGGGCGCAAUUCGGCUAUUUGUUGCUUAGCUUGUGAUGCUAACUUGUUUUGGGGUACAUAUCUGACAUCUUUACGUGCGUGUUUCAACAAGACAGCCUAAAACACUAGGCAAUCAUUCGUUUUAACGGGACGUAAGCUGAGGAGACAGUGGUUAAAAUGUCUAUUCAGUACGACGAAACCGGGCUGGCGGGAAGUUUUGGGUCGUUUCCGAAGAGUUUUGACUAUGGAGCGGAGGAGCCCGAGGUACAGAGCCCCUCAUCCAGUGACAAACCCCGGAUCCUGCUGAUGGGGUUGCGGCGGAGCGGGAAAUCCUCCAUCCAGAAGGUAGUGUUUCAUAAAAUGUCACCCAACGAGACUUUAUUUCUGGAAAGCACAAAUAAAAUCUACAAAGAUGACGUCUCCAGCACCUCCUUCGUACAGUUCCAGAUCUGGGAUUUUCCGGGACAGGUGGAUUUCUUCGACCCGACGUUCGACAGUGAGAUGAUUUUCAAAGGAACCGGAGCGCUCAUCUUUGUCAUUGAUGCACAGGAUGAUUACGUGGAAGCCUUGAGUCGGUUACAUCUCACUGUGUCCCGCGCCUUCAGAGUGAACCCAAACAUCAACUUUGAGGUCUUCAUUCACAAAGUUGACGGUUUAUCAGAUGACCACAAGAUCGAAACACACAGAGAUAUUCAUCAAAGAGCCAACGACGACCUGGCUGAUGCCAAUCUGGAAAAAGUACAUCUCAGUUUCUAUCUGACCAGCAUCUAUGACCACUCCAUCUUUGAGGCUUUCAGCAAAGUCGUCCAGAAGCUCAUUCCUCAGCUCCCCACACUUGAAAACCUCCUCAACAUUUUUAUAUCACACUCGGGGAUAGAGAAGGCGUUCUUGUUCGAUGUGGUCAGUAAAAUCUACAUCGCCACAGACAGCUCUCCUGUGGACAUGGCGUCAUACGAACUGUGCUGUGACAUGAUUGAUGUGGUCAUAGACGUGUCCUGCAUCUAUGGGCUGAUGCAGGAUGGGAGUGGUUGUGCCUAUGAUAAAGAGUCUUUAGCUACAAUUAAACUGAACAACACCACAGUGCUGUACCUGAAGGAGGUCACCAAGUUCCUGGCUCUAGUUUGUAUCCUGCGAGAGGAGAGCUUUGAGAGGAAAGGUUUGAUCGACUAUAAUUUCCACUGUUUCCGGAAAGCCAUUCAUGAGAUUUUCGAAGUGGGCGGAGUCUCGUCUCUUCUCAGUGAGAAACGAAACAGCAGCCUAAAGUUUGCCGCACUCAACGGAAGCAUUCUUUAACAUGGACUCAUGAAAUCUCUUAGAUAUAACAAAAGUUUGACCUUUAGUGCCAUGGGACGACACAGAGGAACGAUCGGACAUUUGGGGAGAGCAACAGUAUCAUUUUUUUACCUGACUUAGAUUGUAUCUGAGCUCAUGGAAUAUUUAGACAGGAUAGUACAGCGGGAAAAGGAUGAAGAGUGAAGAGGCAUAACCAUAGACUGUGUACAGAAGUGGACUAAGUGAGUGUGACAUCGCCCACAGCGUUUGGCUGCAGUCGAUUUUAGCAAUUUGGAACUGAGUUCCAUAUUUGGAAUUCAAACUGUGAGUAUCAUAGCAACACAAGGUAAUGCCCCUUCCCGCCCGCACCGUUUAAUCAAUCCUGUUGCCAACACUAGUAAGAGCAACCACGGGGAAAGAAGGCGCCCGAUAUUAAUGUUCAUAUCUUGAUUCACGGACACAGUAGUGUAAGUGAGAGGACACAGUUUUCAAUGUAAAGUGAGUUGGAGACAAAGUUGAUGGAGCCGGAAUCACACCCAUGAUCACUUCCUGUUUAGAACACGGCGGCUACCAGGUUAGCUAUGUCCAUUUAUAUAAACAGUCUAUGGGUAUAAUGUAGGAAAUGUUUUUGUUUAAAGAUAAUAGUUAAUUAAUAAUCAUAGAAAGCCUGAUUUUUAUUUUAAUGAUGUAAAAUCUGUGUGUCCUCUUGUGCCUCUUGUGCCAUAAGAGGACACAUAGAACAACUUUGACAUUUGGGAAAAGUUACGGUUUGGGGAAUCAAUAUUUUGUUAUUUUGUUUUGUUGUUUAAAUCUCAGAAAUCCAGAUUUUUAUUUACAUGUAUGUGUGGUUGAAGCUUCCUGCUUGAGGACACAACAAAAGUAGCCUUUUUUUUUUUCUUUUUUUGCAGUGUUCAAACUGGUUACCCUCUGGUUGGUGGUUGAAACUUUCACACACUGUGCCACCGCCACCUCCCCUCACUUCGUUACAAAAAUCAUUUAAAAUGUUUACAGACUUUUGAAGCACAACUAGUCGAUGCAACACCAAUAUGUUGUGACUCUUUUUAAUUUUAACAUUUUGAUUUAAUAAUUUUGUUAAAAAUGGGGUAUUAAGCAAAAUCUAUUUGUUUUUUUAGCUUGCUCCUAUGACACAGGUCCCUCAUCAAAAACAUGCCUGAAGAGGUUUUAGAUGUCAUCCAUUCAUGUUUUAGUAAUUUAGCAAUCUCUCACUAGCCCUAUUCAAACCCUCCUUACAGAUAGCAGUACAAGCCUGUACAAGGCUCCGCCCACAAGUCUACGUCACCCAUGCUCCCACACGACAAUUCUCCAUAAAUAUACAAAAAUAUGAUACAAAACUGUACACAGCAACUUGACAAACCUGAUGUGAUGUGAAGUACCUCCAUUAGUGGGAUGCAGCUCAUUGUGAAGUGGUGGUGCUCUGAAGGGGGAGUGCAGAGAGCAAAGGGAGGGGGGACUCAGAGUGUCAAAAAUGAAAGUUAAUACCUUAUUUUGGACCUCAUUUUCACAGACAUCUUAUGUUGGACUAUUUAUAGCAUUUUAAUUCAGCAUUUUCAAAACAAUAAAAGGUAACAUGGUGAUCUAAAUAUGUUAUGUGUUGCAGUUAAUACUCCAUAGUCAAAUACCCCCUCUUUAACAAUUUGUUUACGUUUGGACCCAAAUCAAAAUGUCUACCUCCGUUUUGUUACUUCUUGCUUCUAUUGCACUAUUUUCAUUAUAAAACAUGUUACACUAAGUUUGACCAGUUUUUUUUCCUAAUUAAAAUACAUAAAAGUGCACUGAGUAACUUUUCUGGUGGAGUGUACACCACCCACCUCCAUGGAGAUGUUAUUGCAUUGCCUGGAAUGUUCCACAGCAUGGCAUUAAACUGAUGUAUGUCUAUGGAGACGAGCAGGUUGCUGUUCAGACUCACAUUAUAACUGCAUGUUUUUAAGGUAUUUUUAGCAAUAAAAAUACUUGUAAUUGGGAAAGAAGCAAGAUAUGUGUAAUGCCAUACUGCGGUACAUUCCAGGUGAAGCAUAACACCUCCACGGAGACCAGAUUGUGCACCUUUAAACGUUACUAUAGUGAUUCUAUGCCUAGGGUAAGUAACGCAAAUAUGACCUUUGACCUUUUAUUUACCUAUGACAUUGCAAAGUAUUUUCAUAAUGGUACUAUUAAAUAUAUUAAAUGUAUGAAAUUAAUGUCAGCUCAGAACAACACGCUUAUUGAUUCUCUUGUAUUGUUUCACUGUGUUUAACUUAGGUCAAAUGUGAUAUUACUUUUUCUAUUGAUUUGAAUAAAAUGUAUUUAUCAGUAUUUAAUAAAAAUAUUUUCAAUUCUCUUG